GGACGGGAGGAAGUGCGCACGCGCACUUUUCACUAUGGCUGUUGUUGAAGAUAGUUUAAAAUCUUAGGGCAUGCGCACUUCGAGUUCGGAUUCAGAGAAUACGCCAUAUUGGAAUAGUGUAGAGUAUUAACAGUUUCUAGUAUAUAGAAUUAGAGAAUUUUUUUUCGGGUUGGUCGUUUUAGCGCUUAUGUUGCAAUGAUACGAUUUAUAGGUAACUUUUUCUAAAAAAAAAAAAAAAUUAAAAUAAAAAAUAAGAAGUUCUCUGGCGGAGUGUUAUAAGGACGGCAGGGAAAUUAAACGUGUGGAUUUUAACGGGAAAACGGGGAUUCAGUGGAAAAGGUUUGUUAAGAUCACUGAAGUUGAAUGGAUCCGAGGGUAGCUUGGAUUCAGCCAGAGCAGAAAGGACCAGCGAAUGCAUUGUGGAUGCAGAUCUGGGAGACCUCUCAGGGAGUUAGGAGCAACUCCGGCCACCACCACCAUCACUACCAUCAUUUAUGUGUCAACGCGCCGGCUGUGGACUGUAAUCUUUUGAAACAUGUAGCCGCUGUGGCUUCCAAGAACACGCGCAGCAACAGCAGCAAUCUCGGACAUGUUGCCAAUGCAAAUAACAGCAGCAAGAAUAUUCCUGUUCCUUCAAGUCUAACGAAUAGCAGCAGCAACGGACAGAGUAAUCCUGCGUACCCCUCCUGUAACGGGGCGAAGGUAGGUGGGGGAGAAGGGAAGAGGCUGCAAAAGACACCCUCCGUGUCGUCGUCGUCCUCGGUCGAGUCCGGCACGGAAAGCCCAGUGAACUCGUCCUCAUCGGGAAGGACUAACAAGACCGUGGACGGCAGUCUGUUUUUCGGUUUCAGUGAAAACUUGCACAACGCGAACAACCACGGCGCCCAUCAGCAUCACCAUCCGCACGAGCUGAACCAUGGUCGCCACGGUUUUCACGGCGUUACGCCGAGCAAUCACGGCCAUCAUCCAGGCCGCAGGAAAAGUGAUAAUAAGGCGAGCACCUACGGCAUCAAUUACUUGCUGUCCAGCUGCAGCAAUGGGAACUAUGAGAUCUGCUCCGGGACACCAUGGAAAACCAAAAAGUACAGUCCGGGCGUGAACGGACUCCAUGAAGAGAUUAUAGAGUUCUAUAAAUUUAUGUCACCUCGCCCUGAAGAAGCAGCUAUGCGUAAAGAAGUCGUGAAAAGGAUAGAAACGGUUAUAAAAGAUCUGUGGCCAACAGCAGAUGUUCAAAUCUUCGGCAGCUUUAGCACAGGACUUUAUCUCCCAACAAGUGAUAUAGAUCUGGUGGUCUUUGGUAAAUGGGAGAGACCUCCUCUGCAGCUACUGGAGCAAGCACUACGGAAACACAAUGUUGCUGAGCCUUAUAGUAUAAAAGUACUUGACAAAGCUACGGUACCAAUAAUUAAACUCACUGACCAAGAGACAGAAGUAAAAGUGGACAUCAGCUUCAAUGUAGAAACUGGUGUGAAAGCAGCUCGGUUUAUAAAAGAUUUUAUGAAGAAGUAUACUGUGCUGCCUUAUCUGAUAUUUGUGUUGAAGCAGUUUCUCCUUCAAAGGGAUCUGAAUGAAGUUUUCACAGGAGGAAUUAGCUCAUACAGCCUCAUUUUAAUGGUUAUUAGCUUCCUUCAGUUACAUCCAAGAAUAGAUGCCAAAAAUCCCAAUGUCAAUCUUGGCAUUCUCUUGAUUGAAUUUUUUGAGCUGUAUGGAAGACAUUUUAACUAUUUAAAAACUGGCAUUCGUAUUAAAAAUGGAGGUGCAUAUGUUGCCAAAGAGGAAAUUAUGAAAGCCAUGACGAAUGGGUACAGACCAUCUAUGUUAUGUAUUGAAGACCCCCUCUUACCAGGAAACGAUGUAGGACGAAGUUCAUAUGGUGCCAUGCAAGUUAAACAAGUCUUUGACUACGCCUACAUUGUGCUUGGGCACGCUGUGUCUCCACUUGCAAGGUCAUACCCAAAUAAAGAUUCUGAAAGCACUUUAGGUCGAAUCAUUAAAGUUACACAAGAAGUAAUCAAUUACAGAGAAUGGAUUAUAAAGAAAUGGGGUGGCAGGAACAGUCCAAGAUUAGACAUUUGUGAUCAAGUUAUUAAAACGGAUGGGCAAAUAGACACCAGCAACCUGAAACUGAAUGGCGAGCUGCUGCAGGGCCGUGAUACAGUAUCACCACAAAGUGUAGAUUCUCCCAUGUCUCUUUCCAGUCCUCAGCAACAUUCCUCUGGCUCUUCUGCAUCAUCUGUGUCUUCUCUCUCUGGAAGUGAUAUUGACUCUGAUUCAACUUCUUGUCCAGCCACAAGUAUUCAUCAGUUUUCAAUACAGGCACUAACGCUGACACCACUACCACCUGCACUGCAAAUACCAAAUGGCAAGCCAAACCUGAAUGGGGCAUUGAUUGUGUCAUCUAGUUCUCAGACACGAAUACCUCUUCCCGGCACACUUGCUGUUACGUCUUUGCCUGGCAGGCAGGUUUGUAUCGAUGGGACGCACCCCUUGAAUGCGGUUCAUCAUUUAACUUCCCCUGCUGCUCCUCCUGCCUCACCUAGUCCUUUGCCAAGUCCUCAUCUUCAUCACAAGGUGCACAGUGUGCCAAAAUAUUCAGUUAAAUCCUUUCACAGCCCAGGAACUGUUCAUAACAAUAUGAUGGGGAGUAUAAAGCAACCUGUUAACAAUAGGGGCCACCAUCAAUAUAACCGGAGCACAUGGCGAAGGAGGAAGCACCCGAGAGAGAGCUUGCCCGUCAGCCUUAGUCGAUGAGAAACCUGCUUCCUUACUCUGAAGGUGGAUUUUCGUUCAUCAUUUUUAAAUAGAUGUCAGACAUGGGAGCAAGACCAGCAUUUGCAAUUUUAUCCUUUUUUCUUUUUUUUUUUUCUUUUUUUUUUUGUCCUCUCCUCUGUUAUUCUGUCUCCACCCCUCUCUCUGUCUGCAUGCUUCCUGUACGGUGGCCAAGAACCCAUCUUGCAGAUAAUACUGUUUGGCGCUGAAUAUCUAUGGAGAUGUUAUUUGGAUGUGAACGUUUCUGGGGUUCAUUUUUUUUUUUGUUUUUUGUUCGUUUUGGAUUUUUGGUUGGAAGUUGGGAGGUGAG
This is a messenger RNA of Polypterus senegalus (gray bichir), 3079 nucleotides long. RefSeq names its product terminal nucleotidyltransferase 4A (gene tent4a). Gene Ontology annotation, biological process: RNA 3'-end processing. The record is from RefSeq and is a predicted model, not a curated record. Lineage: Eukaryota; Metazoa; Chordata; Cladistia; Polypteriformes; Polypteridae. Bases 364 to 2751 code for a protein of 795 amino acids. Gene Ontology annotation, molecular function: mRNA binding; poly(A) RNA polymerase activity. Gene Ontology annotation, cellular component: TRAMP complex; nucleolus. The transcript has 13 exons.